Messenger RNA from Stegostoma tigrinum, 7770 nucleotides. RefSeq names its product signal-induced proliferation-associated 1 like 1 (gene sipa1l1). The transcript is spliced from 24 exons. Gene Ontology annotation, biological process: activation of GTPase activity; regulation of small GTPase mediated signal transduction. Lineage: Eukaryota; Metazoa; Chordata; Chondrichthyes; Orectolobiformes; Stegostomatidae. The record is from RefSeq and is a predicted model, not a curated record. Bases 941 to 6313 code for a protein of 1790 amino acids. Gene Ontology annotation, molecular function: protein binding; GTPase activator activity. Gene Ontology annotation, cellular component: cytoplasm.
ACUGAACUUUUUUUUUCCACAACUUCCAACUGCAGUCGGGGGCUGGGGCACUGGUGGUUUGAGGAAAGCAGUGCACGCAUCCAUUUGAACGGCAGACCCAAGAGAGCCUGGUGCUGCCUCUGACUGGGGACAACAGCAAUCUUAGCUCAUCGCUUGGGAACUAAAGACACCACCUCCAGUCCCGGAUUCGGCAUUCCUUCACCGAGGGUGGGAAAAUAAAAGCCGGGUUAAAUUCUAAUUGACAUAAGAACUGUGGACCCUGAAAACAGAUGCUGUACACUGCGAACUAUACAGCUGUGUUGUGGGCAAGUGGAACCCAGACCUUCAACCCAGAUGACAGCUGAUAUAAAAUGGAACGUAGGCCAACGUUAACAUUCAGGAACAACAACAAAGCUGAUACUUUUGAACAAGUGCUAGAGAUCACUUUUCUAAGGCAGGGUCACUGGAUCAGAAGCGUUAUGUCUGAUUUCUCCCCAUAGAUGCUGCCAGACCUGCUGAACUUUUCCAGCAAAUGCAGUUUUUACUGCUGUGAUGGUUCUGCUGAAAUCUCCAACUGAAGACAUCCUGAGAGCUACCAUUGACCAGAAACCUAAAGGACCAGCUCAGAGUGUAGAAAUUCUGUCUGGAAUAACUUAUCUCCUGUCUUCACCAUUGCCUGUUCACCACAAGAACUGGUAAGGUUUCAUUCAAGCCUUGGCAAUUGUAAUUGUAUCAUCUAAAAUCCAUUUUGUGAUGUUCUGUGGAUCAUUUGACAAGCAGCCCCAAUUAAAAACAAUGCCAAGAUGAACAUAUGUGAAAAGAUGCUGCUGAGUAACAGAUAUUUGUAGACAGCAUAAUCCUUCAAAUUGAGUUCCCUGGUGGUUCUCUCAAGGAGAUUCUUACUUCCAAAGGAGAUGGUUGCACAUUUAAUAGAAGCUGUUGGGAGAAACCAGUGUGGAGCAUGACCAGUUUAAAACGAUCCCAGACUGAGAAGGUGGGUAUUGGUUCCACUUCAGUUCUUGGGCCUGAACUAACUAUUGGUGCACGCUCAGAUGACUUCUACGCACGACGUUUCCGAACGUCAAAUGGCACAUUUGGUUCAUCUGGUGUAACGGGGCCACCACCACGAAGUGAAAGUGCUCAUCAUGUUGGUGCAAUGCCAGGUGUGCCUAAAAUGGGUGUUCGAGCGAGGAUUGCUGACUGGCCUCCCAGAAAAGACAUGGCUAAAGAGUCUAGUAGAACAAGUGACCAAGAGUCUGCAGGAAGCCCAGAUGGCACUAUCAUGUCUAUCCACUCUGGUAGCCCAAACAGCCGGCUGAGCCAAAGUAAUCAAAAUUCUCUGGAAUCCUUGGCAUCAAGGAGGGUACACAGUGACUAUCUACAACCCAAAGCACAAGAGAUGGAGAAUUUGGAUUCUAGGUUUCUUACACCAGAUGGUUACCUUCAAUCUCCUGCAAAGGGCCUUCGCAGAAUAAGGCAGCGCAGUAAUAGUGACAUUACCAUUAGCGAGCUGGAUGUCGAUGGAGCCGAGGAAUAUGGAGCAUUGAGUCACAAAAUGGGAACUGCCCUUCACCGUGAAUAUGGCAGCACUUCCUCCAUUGACAAACAUGGAAUGUCAGGGGACAGUUUUUUUGAUUUGUUAAAGGGUUAUAGAAAUGAACAGUCAGAUCAGCGAAGCCCAGCACCAGAGCAACUCAGUGAGUUACUGAAGGCAGAGGCCAAUAAAGCCUAUGGUUCAAAUGUUGAAAGCACCAAAUCUGACUUUGUGGAUGGUUUCUUUUCACACAGAGGGAGUCCCAGGCCACUGCAUAAAGAAAGGGAGAAACCACUUAAGAGACGGUCAAAGUCUGAGACGGGGGAUUCUUCUAUUUUUCGCAAAUUGCGCAAUGCCAAAGGUGAAAGUGAACUAGGCAAAUCAGCAGACUUUGAGGACAGCAAAUCAGAAGACAGUGUGAAGGGCUGGACUUGCCAAAAGUGCUUUGCUCAUUAUGAUGUGCAGAGUGUUCUCUUUGACUUGAAUGAAGCCGUGACGACCAGGCACAAUGUCAUUAAAAGGAGGAACACCACAACAGGUGCAUCUGCGGCGGCUGCUGCCUCACUGGCUACUGGUCCAAUGGCGCAUUCAGUCAGCUUCAGCUCUCCCUCAGGUAGUACAGAGGACCUGAAUUCAAAAGAGAAUCUCAAUGUAGACUAUGGGGAUGAGAAAAGCAAUGAACUUGUACUGAGCUGCUCAUACUUCAGGAAUGAGAUUGGUGGAGAAGGAGAACGCAAGAUAAGUCUAUCCCGGUCAAAUUCUGGGUCACUGAGUGGAUUUGAAAAUACAUCUGAAUUUUCCCUGAGCUCUCACUGCACAAAUGCAGGAGUUGCUGUUCUGGAGAUAUCAAAAGAAAACUUGGCAGUACAUUGUGAAAAGGUGAAGAGGUACAUUGUGGAGCAUGUGGACCUUGGAGCUUACUAUUACCGAAAAUACUUCCAUCAAAAAGAACAUUCAAACUAUUUUGGGGUGGAUGAAAAUCUGGGCCCUGUGGCAGUGAGCAUUCGACGAGAAAGACUGGAAGACAGUAAGGAGCACGGAGCUCAGUACAACUAUCGUAUCAUCCUUCGAACUAGUGAGCUUACAACCUUAAGAGGUUCUGUAUCGGAAGAUGCAGUUCCUUCGACUGCAAAGCAUGGCACCGCCAGGGGUUUACCUCUGAAAGAAGUACUUGAAUUUGCUGUACCUGAGCUCAGUGUUCAUUGUCUCAGACUGGGCCUGAACACCCCGAAAGUUACAGAGCAGCUUAUGAAAUUGGAUGAACAAGGGCUUAGUUUUCAGCACAAGGUAGGGGUAAUGUAUUGUAAAGCUGGACAGAGCACGGAGGAAGAGAUGUACAACAAUGAAGUGGCGGGCUCUGCAUUUGAAGAGUUUCUGCAGUUGCUGGGAGACAAAGUGCGUCUGAAGGGUUUUGACAAAUAUCGAGCCCAACUCGACACCAAAACUGACUCAACUGGUACUCAUUCCCUCUACACGACUUACAAAGAUUAUGAGAUCAUGUUUCAUGUUUCCACCUUGCUUCCUUACACACCAAAUAACAAGCAACAGCUUCUUAGGAAACGACACAUUGGGAAUGAUAUAGUGACUAUUGUAUUGCAAGAACCUGGAGCCCUGCCAUUCACUCCAAAGAACAUUCGCUCCCAUUUUCAACACGUGUUUGUCAUAGUGAGAGUGCACAACCCAUGUACUGAAAAUGUCUGUUACAGUGUUGCUGUGGCUAGAUCAAAAGAUGUGCCUGCAUUUGGCCCACCAAUUCCAAAAGAUGUCACUUUCCCUAAGUCAUCCGUCUUCCGGGACUUUUUACUUGCUAAGGUGAUCAAUGCAGAGAAUGCCGCUCACAAGUCAGAAAAAUUCCGUGCCAUGGCAACACGGACGCGACAGGAGUACUUGAAAGAUCUAGCAGAGAAUAGUGUCACUAACACACCAAUUGAUCCUUCUGGAAAAUUUCCUUUUAUUUCACUGGCGACAAAAAAGAAAGAGAAAUCAAAACCUUAUGCCAAUGCAGAGAUGUAUAGUCUGGGAACAAUUGUGUGGAGUGUGCGUGCAGAAGACUACAGCUGUGCUGCUGAAAUUGACUGUUUACUGGGUAUCUCCAAUGAAUUUGUGGUCCUCAUUGAAGAGAGUUCUAAGCAGGUAGUAUUCAAUUGCUCCUGCAGAGAUGUUAUAGGAUGGACUUCAAAUCUAACAACCAUUAAAAUCUUCUAUGAACGGGGUGAAUGCAUUUUUGUCAGGACUUUUAAUAAUAUUGAAGAAAUUAAGGAAAUAGUCAAAAGACUGGAGGUAACCACAAAGGGGUGCGAGACUGUUGAGAUGACUUUAAGGAGAAAUGGCCUAGGCCAGCUUGGUUUCCAUGUUAACUAUGAAGGCAUUGUAGCAGAUGUUGAACCCUAUGGCUACGCGUGGCAAGCAGGACUCCGACAAGGCAGUCGGCUGGUGGAAAUCUGUAAAGUUGCUGUGGCAACUCUAACCCAUGAACAAAUGAUUGAUCUGCUGCGAACAUCUGUAACUGUUAAAGUGAUCAUCAUUCCACCCCAUGAAGAUAGCACUCCUCGCAGGAGUUGUUCAGAGAUGCACCGUAUGCCUGUAAUGGAAUAUAAGGUGAACAAUGAAGGAAUUCCGUACGAAUUCAAAUUACCAUUUAAAAAUAGCAAUAAAUGGCAGCGGGGAAUUCCAUCUUCCCACAGUACGAUUCAACCCCAGUCCCAGGCACAAAGCCAAUCUGUGAACAAGAUGGUAUCCACAUCUAGUAAUAGGGCUCAGCCACAAGAACGGAGUUGUGCUAUACCACGCAGUGCUUCCAGUGACGGACGACCAUUGGACACAAAGCGGUCAUUAUCUGCGGUGGAUAGUUCUUACGUCUCAGUGUCAUCUGUCGGCAGAAAUCAGCACAAUCGCAAUUCACCCAGUAAUCUGUCUUCCUCCAGUGAUGUGGGAUCUGGUGGUGGCACGCAUCGAAGGCAGAAGUCCAUCCCUGAUGGAUUUGGUAUUAAUCGCCGGUCACCUGGAUCAGUUGAUCGUCUGAGCUUUAAUGAUGGUGGCGGGAGUGGUAAAUCCACACCUAUCUGGCAAAGAAGUGAGGACAGCAGCAUGGAGAAAAUUACAGCUGAACCAACCUGGCACAUCCCAUCUAUGUCAAAGGUAACAUCUGCCCUUCGAGAGAGCCCCAAUGGGAGGCUGAUGAGACAGGAUGUUGUAGUGGGCCACAUUUCUCCCAACAAGCAUGGGCAGACUGAUACACAGUAUUCAAGUCACUCAAGCAGCAACACACUUUCCAGCAAUGCUUCAAGUGCCCACAGUGAUGAGAAGUGGUACGAGACAGGGGACCGAACGGAGUCUGACCUAAAUGGAUAUAACUACGUUCAGGGCACAUCUGCAGAUAGUGGCAUCGACACAAGCUCUUAUGGGCCAUGUCAAAGUACGGUGUUGUCUUCGGGCACUCCAGCUUGUCCAACAAGUUCUUUGAGAUCUGGACCACUAAAGGAGAAGGCACCUUCUCCUUGGCCUGGCUGCAGUGAAGGUAGCAUGCAUGGCAGCCGAUUAGGUGAUCGAGCAGCCCAUAGUUACGAGAGGAGGGGAGCACUAUCACCAGCACCGAGCACAGAAAGCAAAUCCUAUGGAGGAUUAGUACACAGUACAUCAAACCUACCAGUCCGCGAAAGCAGUGCAUAUAGUCUCAGUGAUACUUCUUCCCAAUCCAGUACUCUGAGUUCAAGACAUUCCAUAAGUCCAGUAGUCUUCACACGUAGUAAGAGCUCACCUCAUGAUGAGAUUCGACCCACUCCUUCACCACAGCCUUCUCUCCAUUCAUCCUCAGCAUCUGGACCCAGGACGUUUUACCCACGCCAAGGAGCUACCAGCAAAUACCUAAUAGGCUGGAAAAAGCCCGAAGGAACUACUAUUAACUCUGUUGGAUUUGUGGAUACAAGAAAGCGCCACCACAGCGAUGUUUGCGAAAUUACACAGACAAAGCUGCGAGGUUCAGUUCGAGACUUGAGGUCUCCUAAGAGGUCAUCAAAGUCAACAAUUGAAGAAGACCUGAAGAGGCUAAUUAACCUUGAUAGUCCUCCCCCGGACAUUGGCAAAGAUGGGAAGCUGUCUCUCCCAGACACGCCAACAACAAGGAAGCCAUUGCACCGCACCUUCUCUGAUGAGAGCAUCUACAGUGGCCAGAGAGAGCCUUCAUUCUCGAAUGCACAUGCAUCACUCCUAGACCAAGCGUUGCCCAAUGAUGUCCUGUUCUCCAGCACUCAUCCCUCCUUGCACUACACACUGCCAGGCCGUAAGCAUGGACAGUCGAUAAAAUCUCAUCAUGCAGUUGAACUUUCUGCAUCUGAUGGUUCCCUCUCUGAUAUUCAUGAAAGAAGGCGGCAGCCACUGCCAGAUCCAGGCCUUAUGCCACUGCCAGACACAGCCAUGGGCUUGGAAUGGUCUAACCUUGUGGAUGCAGCAAAGGCAUUUGAAGUUCAGAGAGCUUCUUUAUUUGGUGUUGAUUCAGACCACAGACCUGACAGCUUAUUGCUUGAUAGUAACAACCAGGCAGACAGACAUCCAUCACCUCAGGCUGUACCCAGAAGAGAGGAGUCUCCUACCACCCUGUCUGGCAAGGUGACUGAACUGGAACUAUUGCUGAAGGAACUUCGGGAUGAUUUGAGGAGGGCAAAAGAAGAUCGAGCUGCACUGCAAGAAGAGGUGCAACACCUGCGGGAAGACAACUUGCGUUUGCAGGAAGAGUCCCAAGCUGCAUCUGCACAGCUGAAGAAAUUCACUGAAUGGGUUUUCAAUACAAUUGACAUGAAGUGACUCUUUGUAGGAAUGGAAAAAAAAACUUAAAACUCUUCUAAAGGAAAGAGUUUUGAUGUGAUCUCCCAAUUGUGAGGAGUUCCACUUUAGAAAAACCCAAGCACUUUCAUCACAAGCUGAAUGAAUGAUUGUUCUCAGUGCAUACCACAUACAUUUUUGCUUGCCUUACAUUUUCAUCUGGAAUUGUUAAAAUGUGAAAGUCAGGUUUUUGCACAGUAUAAAUAUAUUUUUGUUUGUAAAGUUCAUUUUACCAUAUUGAACCACUUCUGUGGCAUUAGUUUUCCAGACCUUGGUUACCGUGACACAUGUGGGAUGCUUUCCCAUUUAUUCAUUUAAUAUUAAAAUAACGUGUUUAAAAGGGAGAGGUCAGUUAGCUUCAUGCCAGAAACUUUCAAGAGUCUUAAGCAAAAGAGGGUUUUAAAUUCCCGAAGUUUUGAUUUGUGCAUUAAUAAUCAAAGGUGGUGUUUCUUAAAUCAUUCACCAUGAUUGGGAAUCCUUUUGGGUUUUUGCUUUAUGUUUGAAAAAUAAUAAAUUCAUACCAUUUUUAAAUUAAGUAAUAUUCAGUGUGAGUGUCUUUUAUCUGGAAUUAAUUUAACAAAAAAAGGAAAAAUCACCAUUCAAGUACAGUUUGAAGAAUGCUUCACACAAACACUUUUUAAAUGCAUGUGGUGUGCCCUUUUACAUAUCCCUCUUGUACAGGUUCAGACUAAAGCACAAAUGGUGACCAAAAAGAGUAAAAUUGAGGACCUUCUGAUACCUAGAUGAAAGGGCUCAAAGUAAGUCCUUAGAAUGUUACUAUGAAACUCAUUUGAUUUUAUAUUUAACCUGAUUUAAGUUUCUAAAUUGUGGAGAAAUUCAUUGUAAUAGAUGGUAAUUUCUGCAAAAGAAAGUUUGUGGGUUUUAUAUUACAAUGACAGUGUGAUCUGAAGUGUCACUCCAAUAGAGACAUUUUUUGGUUAUGGUUGUCAUGAGGGGAAAUUUAACAUUGCCCACUGACCAUAGCAGUUGCAUUGAGUAUGGGGUUCAUCUGCAUUUUUUUCUAUUUCCAAACUGUAUCCCCCUCUCUCACCCACAUACAUCCCUUUUAAAAAAAAAUGAACAUUUUCUGAUUCCAAGAUUAUAGAAAAUAACUGAUACUUUUGUAAAUAAAUUGGAACUGAACUUUUCGGAAUAUUUUGUAAGGUUCUGGUAAGUUUUGAAGUUCUGGAAUUUUUUAGUGACCUUGUAUGAAGGAAAUGUAUUAUACCUUGUAGUGUACUGUUAAUACAAAUGGGAAUUAUGGCAGGCAUUGAGGUUUCAAAGGUAUUUGCUUGUUCAGUUUCCCCUUCCCUUGGUUAAAACAUUGGAACUAAAGCCCGCCUAUUUAUUGUACUUAGGAUUUCUGAUUUAUCAUGUCCUGUAUUUAAUCAGAAAAGGUACAUUCUAAGCAUCUCACAAUAAAACUUGUUUCAAUGUUU